AUGAUGAUGGAUUGGAAAUAUGUAUUCGUAUCUAUACUCAUAUAUGCAUCUCUUAGUACGUUAGAUGCAUGUGGUCGUGCAUCUAUUCACUGUGGUGAAGACAAAAAAGCCUUGCUAAAACAGAACAACCGGAAGGAAGACUAUGUAUGGGUUACGUCGAAAGAUGUGUAUUUCCAUGCUGAAGCUAUUGGUGCAAGGUGGUUAACGUUUACCCACCAGAUACUUGGUCCGAAAGUUCCAACAGCGUUGCGUCAUGGGUUACAUACAUUUGGGUUUAAAGCUGGUACCAAUCUUGGAGAGACUGCCGAAUGCAGGCGCAGAGUAGAUGCUGUUGUAAACCGCUGCUUUCCAAGUCAUCCCCGACUACGUAACAGUCACACCAGUGUGGAAUGCGACGCCAGUAAUCUUUACUGGUCUAAAUGUGCCAUUCGAUGUAGACAUGGAUAUCAACCAGCUUUUCCAAAUCAACUCACGUCAAACUGCAAAAGAUACAAUAACAGGCCUAAAGAUAGUCACCCGUGGUCACUGGAAUCCAUGGAGUGCAAAUCUGAGGUUAUAUGCAGGGGAAUUAUAAGUAACGAUACGAAUAUGGUAAUACGGUGUGAUAUCGGUAAAGAGGGUGCUACUUGCGAUAUCAACUGUCACUAUGGCUAUUACCUGCAUGGUGAGAACUUGAAAAGAAAAAUUUGCCGAUUCGAUGCUAGUAGAGGUGGACUUUGGUAUCCUGAACAAAUGCCGGAAUGCCGAGAAUUGCCGACACCGAUCGUCCAAUACUGCCCCGAUGACAUGGAAGUGGACAUUGAAAACCAUCAAAGAGCCGAAGUAAGACUUCGACUACCGACUAUUAUAUGUGCACCAAAUACAGAACCUUUGCGCAUUGAGUGUCCAGGUUUCGAUGGCAAAGAGAAAAUCAUUGUUACAAGAAGUGACCUAAGUUCACCAGUUCGUGUUGCAUGCCAUGCUACAUGCCCGGAAACUGGAUUGACGGGCUAUUGUUCAUAUAGAAUAUUUGUGAAAGCAACCAAUCCAGCACCCGAUUCUUGCCCAGUGCUUGACCCUCCGGGUAACGGUGCCCUGGCUUGUGCACCAUGGAUCGGAAGGGAGCUAUGUAGGGUAGUAUGUAAAGGGAACUUUUGUCUUCCAAAUAAUCCAGCCCUUGGGACGAGUAGAGGAUACUUCUAUUGUCAAGUAGGAAAUGAGUGGCAGCCGAGAACGACGAAAAUUGAUUGCCAAGCCUGUAGUCAGGGCAGUAACGCAACUCUUCGGACUGAGUUGUUUUACACUGGGCUAUGCAGUGAUAGCCACACACAAGAUAUAAUAAGAAAGAGAUUCAUUGAGCGCAUGAGUGAAAUCGAAAGAGUAUCCCUUUGUGACAACUAUCCUGGAUGUAAUGUAGAUAAUGUAGAAGUGAGGUGUGGAAGGGAAUCAAUGUCGAAAGAUGAUCCAAACAUACGAAUACGAAUGAAUCUUAAUUGGGAUUUUGCUCAAACUGGAUCAUAUCGUGAACGAUUUCUGGCUGCAGAGCAAUCUCUUAAUGCAAUGUUUGUAAGACUUGAAAAUGUCUUUGUAUCUGGGAGGUUCGGCUUGGCAGCAAGACUACCAUUUCUCAAUUUGAGAGUUGUCAAAGACAGUUUCACACAUGGGCUCGUUUUGACCGGCUGUCCAUUUGGAUCUAUUCCAUCAAAGGGGCACGAUGGUGAAGACGAAACUCAAGAACAAUAUUGCGUAAAAUGUGGACUCGGCUAUUUCUAUGCAGACAAUACUAAAUCAUGUGAUGAGUGCCCCAUCGGUACAUACCAAAAUGAAGAGGGGCAGUUACAAUGCAAAGAAUGUCAAUUAGGUUUCACGACUACUGGAACAGCUAUGCAGCAUGCAGAGAAUUGCACAGAAAUCAACCAAUGUGAUCCUUCCCCAUGUCUCGGGAAUGGAACCUGUAGAAACUCAGCAGGAACGUUUGCAUGUAGCUGUCCGCCAACGCAUACGGGAUCUCGCUGUGAAACGGAAAUAUUUGAUUGCAAGUUUCACAACUGUACUGGUAAUUCAACGUGUGAACCAUCCCUGCAGAGUCCAGGGGAGUAUAUCUGUGUCUGCCCACCGGAGUACACUGGUAUAUAUUGCGAAAUUGAAAAAGUAAAUGGGGGAUGGGGCAAUUGGACAACAUGGUCCCCUUGUACUCAGGAAUGUGGCGGUGGCUUGCAAUGGAGAUUCAAUGAGUGCAACAACCCCGUCCCAUCAUCAGGCGGGUUAAAUUGCACUGGUAAUUCAACGGAAAUCAGGCCUUGCAAUACACAUGAAUGUCCAGUAUGUAAAACACUUAGAAGGCCUAUAGGAGGAUAUUUGACUUGUGAACCAAACCGACCAGUCCCAGGAGGCAACAUAACAUGUAACAUUAGUUGUCCAGACCGUUAUGCAUUUAGCGGCCCUGUACUUGAUGCAUAUGAGUGCGGACCACUGUCAAAUUACACAUGGAAUCACGAAAUGCCAGGGAUUAAUGAUCACGCUAUGUUACCAAUGUGUACUAUUGUAUCAGCUACUGGAGUACAAGCCAUUUUGCCGAAUGGAGGUUUCACCUUCCCAAACGUAACAUGCAGUCGACAAGAUAUAUCAUCCAUUUAAAGUCAACUUCAGGGAUAUGUACAUGA
Messenger RNA from Owenia fusiformis, 2642 nucleotides. Lineage: Eukaryota; Metazoa; Annelida; Polychaeta; Sabellida; Oweniidae. The record is from the annotation of a GenBank genome assembly.